AUGGCUCCUUCAUUCUUAAGCUGCGCGGCAUUUCUUCAAAUUCCCCUGAUCGUUCUUCCUCUCUCUGUGACCGUGCAUGCACGGAGCUUGUCAUCACGUGAUGCUCUUCGAGACCUCCAGCCAGAUGCGAAUAUUCAUGAGAGUGCUUCAACACCCCACUUUAAAUCUUCUGCCGGAAAGCUGACUGCCACCAGCACGCUUCAACAGCCUUCACAGCACUCUUGGAAGCGCCUGGCCACCUCAUGGAAGUUGAUGUUCAGAAACCAACGACCUCAUGAGUCACAGCUUGAAAUCAGUUAUCGCAAUGACAACGCAGACGCUGGUAUCAGAAACACUGAAGCAGGAGAUGGUAUUGGUCUUGCGGUUACUUCGCUGAGCCAUUUGUUUCCCUUGCGGACACUGGCCUCCAGGAAGCAGGUUCUUGGGGGGUCUGGAGCCACUUUCUUUGAGCAGGACGCCAAUGCCGGGAGCAUUAACAACCUAGGAGUUACCAACAGUCAAAGAAGCAGGGUGGGAGAUGGCAUGGGUUACGCUUCAAGCUUUCAGGGCAAUACAAUGGCCCAACAAAGUGCAACUAACCCUACUAUCCCGACAGUGUAUGCUGGGUCUAGUGUCUCUACUACAGCCGCAACAAAUGGGGUAGGGUCAUCGUUUCCUUUUGCAGGGCUGGGAACGACUGGCAAUGUGUUUGUUGGCGUGGAUGGUCAGUUGAUUCCAACAGGUGCAAGCAUUGGAGAUUGA
Molecule: messenger RNA, 741 nt
Organism: Closterium sp. Yama58-4
Lineage: Eukaryota; Viridiplantae; Streptophyta; Zygnematophyceae; Desmidiales; Closteriaceae
Source: the annotation of a GenBank genome assembly